AUGUCCCCGACCACCACGCUCCAAAAGGAAGUGGAUUCCUACGCCGUUUCCCAUCUGGUCCCAACUGACCAAGCCCUAACCGACACUAUCUCCAACUGCGCCAAAAAUGGAAUACCACCAAUUGCCGUCUCCCCAGCCCAGGGCAAAUUCCUUUCCCUGCUGACCAAGAUGUCAGGCGCCCACAACGUACUGGAAAUCGGCACCUUGGGUGGAUACUCCAGCAUCUGGUUCGCCCGGGCCCUCAAUGCCAAUGGCAAUAAGGGGAAGGUGACUAGCAUCGAAAUUCUUGAAGACAGACGAGAGCUUGCUAUCCAGAAUCUGCGCAACGCUGGGGUGAAAGUUCCGGACGAGGCUGAGGUGUUGCUCGGGCCUGGUCUGGAGGUGUUGCCCCGGUUAGAGGAGGAAAUUCAGCAAGGGAAGCGAUCGAAGUUCGAUUUUGUGUUUAUCGAUGCGGACUGGGAUAAUCAGUGGCAUUAUUUCGACUAUGGUGUUAAACUAGCCAAGGGCCCCGGGGCUGUCAUAUUGGUCGACAAUGCGGUUCAGAGUAUGCUGGAAGACGGAAUCGUGGGCCCGGAGAAACGUAAAGAAGGGGCGAUAUCCCUGGUGGAAAAGGUUGGGCAGGAUACGCGAGUAGAAGCAGUGCUUGUACAGACUCUGGGUGCAAAGAACCAUGAUGGCUUCUUGAUGGCUUUGGUGGUGUGA
Aspergillus pseudonomiae is the source of this 702-nucleotide messenger RNA. RefSeq names its product O-methyltransferase. Gene Ontology annotation, molecular function: O-methyltransferase activity; S-adenosylmethionine-dependent methyltransferase activity. NCBI's taxonomy places the organism in Eukaryota, Fungi, Ascomycota, Eurotiomycetes, Eurotiales, Aspergillaceae. The transcript has a single exon. The coding region runs from base 1 to 702 and encodes 233 amino acids. The record is from RefSeq and is a predicted model, not a curated record.